AAGCAGAAUGAGGGCGGUGUUCGCAGUAGUUUUCCUGAUGCUCUCCGCUCGAGUGCAGCCGCUUCCUUUGCAUUCACGGUACCCUGCGUCACGGAAUCGAAUCUCUUGGCAGAAGAAGAGUGUGAGUGAGGAGAGCGAGUUACUCUGGGGUCACCAGUGCUCCCCGCGCCUCGCCUGGCUUCACCCUCAACAGGAUGCGAGACUGCAGUGUGAAAUAUUCGGCCCCUCUGGCACCGUCCUCACCUGGUACAAGGACCAGGUAGCUAUCAGCCCUGAGAUGGAGUCGGUGGAGGAGUCGACCAACAGCGUGUCUUGGAAGGACAAGACCCUCCGUUCGACUCCCAGCGGCGUGUCCAAAGUCAGGGUCAAGUCCACGGUGUACAUCGACUGUGCCAGUACUGAGGACAUAGGAGAAUACAGCCUGAAGGUACAAACACCAGAUCACCAAGUGUUUACGAGGAAUUUCACCUUAACUUUUGCAGACGAGAGCGCGAACCCAGGACCAACAUGUGGGAUUGGCAAGGACCUCGUGACUUACCUGCCGAGGAUCUACCAGUAUGCGCCGCAAGCCCUGGCAUACAGCGGCCACGACAUCACCCUGCCCUGCCGCCAGCAAGGUCGCGACUCUGCUGUGACCUGGUAUUUGCGCAAUUCUCCCCUGCCUCGAAAUUCCUCCAAGUACCUGGUACUCUCCAACGGCGACCUGGUUGUAAGGCGAGUCACUGUUCAGGACCGAGGGAUGUACAAGUGCAGAGCCGCUAGUACCCUUGUUCACGGCCUUUCUGACCAGAUCCGCACUUUCCUCUAUCCGAUGCUAUAGUUUGUCUGCAGGAACCCGCCGCUUCCCCUGCGCCCCUAACCUCGAACCCGCACCAGAGGAGCAACCUAGUUUUCCCAGGAAGUUGAUGGAGAUUGUCGUGUCCGAUUCCCCGUGUCGGCUUGCAAGAUCUUAUAAAUAUACGGAAAGCAUGCCUAAGAUUGCAUGUAGUACGCACACCACGCUGUAUCUGUGUGUGUGCUUUAACACUAUUUUGAAAUUGUUUGACGCGAGAAAUACCAAAAAUAGUAAUGUCUAACACGUAGAGGUGACAAGAUAUUAAAUGCAUUGUAUGUAUUGUGCUAUUUAUGAAAUUAUAUGCCUCGAUGAUUUGAAGUUGAAAAAGUUGAAAAUAUUAGUAACAAGCAUAAUGCGGGAAAAAAUUAUGAUAUAAAUGAUAAUUUAUCUGCAAGAAGAGGAAGAUAAAAACAGAAAUGCGACAGAAAUAAUCAGUCUAGAAUUGAAAAAUCACGAGACAAUACUUCGCAGCUGCAUUCACGGGAAAACUCAUAUGGCUUCUCGAAAUGAAGAAUAUUUGCCAUAAUUAACUUUAUUGCACAGUUGAUGUUAUUUCAACAU
Molecule: messenger RNA, 1396 nt
Organism: Penaeus vannamei (Pacific white shrimp)
Lineage: Eukaryota; Metazoa; Arthropoda; Malacostraca; Decapoda; Penaeidae
Source: RefSeq, a predicted model, not a curated record